Nomascus leucogenys (northern white-cheeked gibbon) is the source of this 2401-nucleotide messenger RNA. RefSeq names its product Fc receptor like 2 (gene FCRL2). Gene Ontology annotation, biological process: cell surface receptor signaling pathway. The transcript has 9 exons. Bases 60 to 1394 code for a protein of 444 amino acids. Gene Ontology annotation, molecular function: transmembrane signaling receptor activity. NCBI's taxonomy places the organism in Eukaryota, Metazoa, Chordata, Mammalia, Primates, Hylobatidae. The record is from RefSeq and is a predicted model, not a curated record.
AGAGGCUCCAGUUGGUGGCCAAGAGUACAUCUCUUUUCAAAUAGUUGGAUUAGGUCCUCAUGCUGCUGUGGUCAUUGCUGGUCAUCUUUGCUGCAGUCACUGAAUGGGCAGAUUCGCUGAACCUUGUGGCGCCCUCUUCUGUCUUCGAAGGAGACAGCAUAGUUCUGAAAUGCCAGGGAGAACAGAACUGGACAAUUCAGAAGAUGGCUUACCACAAGGAUAACCAAGAGUUAUCUGUUUUCAAAAAAUUCUCAGAUUUCCUUAUCCAAAGUGCAGUUUUAAGUGACAGUGGUAACUAUUUCUGUAGUACCAAAGGACAACUGUUUUUCUGGGAUAAAAGUUCAAAUAUAGUAAAGAUAAAAGUCCAAGAGCUCUUUCAACAUCCUGUGCUGACUGCCAGCUCCUUCCAGCCCAUCGAAGGGGGUCCAGUGAGCCUGAAAUGUGAGACCCGGCGCUCUCCACAGAGGUUGGAUGUUCAACUCCAGUUCUGCUUCUUCAGAGAAAACCAGGUCCUGGGGUCAGGCUGGAGCAGCUCUCCGGAGCUCCAGAUUUCUGCCAUGUGGAGCGAAGACACAGGGUCUUACUGGUGUGAGGCAGAAACGGUGACUCACAGGAUCAGAAAACAGAGCCUCCAAUCCCAGAUUCAUGUGCAGAGAAUCCCCGUCUCUAACGUAAGCUUGGAGAUCCGGGCCCCCGGGGGACAGGUGACUGAAGGACAAAAACUGAUCCUGCUCUGCUCAGUGGCUGGGGGUACAGGAAAUGUCACAUUCUCCUGGUACAGAGAGGCCACAGGAACCAGUAUGGGAAAGAAAACCCAGCGUUCCCUGUCCGCAGAGCUGGAGAUCCCAGCUGUGAAAGAGAGUGAUGCCGGCAAAUAUUACUGUAGAGCUGACAACGGCCAUGUGCCUAUCCAGAGCAAGGUGGUGAAUAUCCCUGUGAGAAUUCCAGUGUCUCGCCCUGUCCUCACCCUCAGGUCUCCUGGGGCCCAGGCUGUAGUGGGAGACCUGCUGGAGCUUCACUGUGAGGCCCUGAGAGGCUCUCCCCCAAUCCUGUACCGAUUUUAUCAUGAGGAUGUCACCCUGGGGAACAGCUCGGCCCCCUCUGGAGGAGGGGCCUCCUUCAACCUCUCUUUGACUGCAGAACAUUCUGGAAACUACUCCUGUGAGGCCAACAACGGCCUGGGGGCCCAGUGCAGUGAGGCAGUGCCAGUCUCCAUCUCAGGACCUGAUGGCUAUAGAAGAGACCUCAUGACAGCCGGAGUUCUCUGGGGACUGUUUGGUGUCCUUGGUUUCAUUGGUGUUGCUUUGCUGUUGUAUGCCUUGUUCCACAAGAUAUCAGGAGAAAGUUCUGCUACAAAUGAACCCAGGACUCCCAAGUCAUCUACUCUGCUGUGAAGAAAUCAUAACACGGAGGAAUCAGAAGGGAAGAUCAACAACAAGGAUGGGGCAUCAUUGAGACUUGCCAUAAAACCUUAUGAAAAUGCUUGAGGCUUAUCACCUGCCACAGCCAGAACGUGCUUCAGGAGGCACCUCCUGUCAUCAUUUUUGUUCUGAUCAUGUUUCUUCUCCAAUAUCUUCUUUUACCUAUUAAUAUUCAUUGAACUGCUACUACAUCCAGACACUGUGCAAAGAAAUUAUUGCUGCUACCUUCUCUUAAGCCAUCAGUGUGUAAAGAUUUGAGGGAAGAAUGAAUAAGAGAUACAAGAUCUCACCUUCAUCUACUGUGAGGUGAUGAGAACAGGACUUGAUAGUGGUGUAUUAACUUAUUUAUAUGCUGCUGGAUACAGUUUGCUAAUAUUUCAUUGAGAAUUUUUGCAAAUAUGUUCAUUGGGAAUAUUGGCCUGAAAUUUUCUUUUCCACUGUGUCUCUGCCAGAAUAUUUGUAUCAGGCUGGUGCUGGCUUCAUAGCAUGAGUUAGGCAGGAGCCCUUCCUUCUUGAUUUUUUGGCAUAGUUUCAGCAGGAUUGGUACCAGUUAUUCUUUGUACAUCUGGUAGAAUUCAGCUGUGAAUCCAUCUGGUCUAGGGCUUUCGUGUUGGUUGGUAAGUUUUUUAUUACUAAUUCAACUUCAGUGCUUGAUAUUGGUCUACAAGGGUUUCUGUCUCUUCCUGGUUCAAUCUUGGGAGAUUGUGUGUUUCCAGGAAUUUAGCCGUUUCCUCCAGAUUUUCUUCUUUAUGUGCAUAGAGUUGAGUGUAAACAUAACUUACAUGCACUGAGAAACCAAAAAAUCUGUGUGACUUGCUUUAUGGCAGCAUUUGCUUGAUUUUGGUGGUCUGGAACUGAACCUGCAAUAUCACCAAGGUAUGCAUAUAGUUGCAAAAAUGUGAUUUUUGACACAGUAAAUAUGAGUAUUUGCAAUAAAUUAUGAUAUUACUUUUGUAAGUAUAUAGAAUAAAAUAUAAAUA